Messenger RNA from Theobroma umbraticum, 1005 nucleotides. It is a transcript of the gene GLTP2, whose product is annotated as glycolipid transfer protein 2. Gene Ontology annotation, biological process: ceramide transport; intermembrane lipid transfer. NCBI's taxonomy places the organism in Eukaryota, Viridiplantae, Streptophyta, Magnoliopsida, Malvales, Malvaceae. The record is from RefSeq and is a predicted model, not a curated record. Gene Ontology annotation, molecular function: ceramide 1-phosphate binding; ceramide 1-phosphate transfer activity. Gene Ontology annotation, cellular component: cytoplasm; membrane; cytosol.
UAAAAAAAGAGGGUUUCAGGUUGGAGAAGCUACAUGUUGUCCAGACCAGCCAGUAUCUCUGAAGUAAGAAACGAGUUUUGUUAGUUUAAUUCAAUCAUACAUCUCUUGGAGUAAAUUCUAAAUUCUUAAACCUCAGAGGUGUCUGCCUACAUAGUCCAUAAAAAAAAUUCAGGAAAGUCAGCUGUGAGCUAUAUAAGGUUAUCUAGAAUCAAGAAUCAAGAGAGAAGAAGGAAGUUGUUAGAGACUGAAAUGAAGAGAAAAAGGGAAAUGGAGAAAAGAUCAGAGUUAAGGUCGGCCAGUGAAGAGCUGUCCAUGAUAGCCAAAGUUCAGCCUGGUGAUAAUCUUGAUGCAGCCCAUAUAGCAACCAAGCCUUUUCUUCAUGUCUGUACCUUGAUUCUUCAAGUUCUUGAUAAGAUAGGCCCAACUAUGGCUGUCCUUAGACAAGACAUUCAUCAAAAUAUCCAGAGAUUGGAGAUUCUCUGCGAAUCCGAUCCUACAAGAUAUUCAAAUUUGAUUGAAAUAUUGAAAGAAGAAGACAGUGAAGGCAAUGCAAGAACAAAUACCAGCUGCAGCAGAGCCGUCCUCUGGCUUACCAGGUCAAUGGAUUUUAUGGUAGAUUUGUUACAAAGGUUGGUGGAGAAUCCUGGGCAGAACAUGGAACAAGCAGUUGAAGAAUCCUAUAAUAUAACUUUGAAGCCAUGGCAUGGAUGGAUUUCAUCGGCUGCUUUUAAGGUGGCGCUAAAACUUGUGCCUGAUAGCGGAACAUUCAUUAGCCUCCUCAUGACAAAAGAUCAAACUUAUGACAACCUUAGAGAGGAUAUGCAGACCUUAAUUUCAUUACUUGUUCCUAUACUAGAAGAGAUCCACUCUAUCCUGAACUUUUAUCGAUUGGAUAGGUUAAAGUCUACCUAAGGAGAAUAUAUGGGGGAAAAAGGGCAAGAACAAACAUAUAAAGCUUGGUUUUCAUAUAGCAUGUAGUCUUCUCCAACCCAUUUUCUGUUGCUU